CAGGAACUUAGCUGUGGCACAUGGAUGAUGACCGCGGAGAGAGACUCGUAUAAAAGCAAGGGCAGCUCGCUGUAGAUCAACUGCGUCCGUGGAUGAAGCGUAUCAACACAAUGGCUCCUAUCACGCGCCUGAUCGCCCUUGCGGCUUCUCUUGCCGUCUCUUCUGCGACCACCGUUGCUGAGAUCAACGGCAACAAGUACCUGUCGCCCUUCAAGGAUCAGACUGUGUCGAAUGUGACCGGUGUCAUCACUGCGAAGGGUCCUGAUGGUCUCUGGAUUCGUUCGACAACGCCUGAUCGUGACGAGCGCACUUCGGACUCGGUCUACGUCUUUGGGCGUACGUUCGGCGCCAACUUGACUGUUGGCGAUGCCAUUACCAUCGGUGGCAAGGUGCUCGAAUACCGCAGCAACAAGGACUACAUCUAUCUGACGGAGAUCUCAAACCCGGUCCUGGAAAAGGUUGUCAGCAAGGGCAACAAAGUGACACCUUUGGUCAUUGGCAAAGACACUGGCAACCCGCCCACAGAGCAGUACAGCAGCUUGGACGGUGGGGACGUCUUCGCUGUGCCGAACAACAAGUCGCAAAUCAGCGUUGCGAACCCAACACUCGAGCCGAAGAAGUACGGACUCGACUUCUGGGAGAGCUUGACGGGCGAGCUGGUUACCGUCAAGAAGGCGAGGGCGCUCACAAAGCCCAACCAGUAUGGCGACACCUGGGUUGCUGGAAGCUGGAAGGUUACUGGAACCAACGAUCGUGACGGUCUGACCACGACCGAUAAGGAUGCCAACCCAGAAGCUAUCAUCGUCGGUUCACCGCUCGAUGGUACCAAGAACCCUACCGAGACUCGUAUGGGCGACAGUCUCGGGGAGAUCACCGGUGUGGUCACCUACGCGUUCGGUUUCUACCGUAUCUUGCCUUCUACUGCUCUGAAGGUGACUGAUUCGAAGAAGCCCUUGACGCCCAAGCCCACAAAACUCGAGUCCAAGAACGACUGCGGUGGUAUCACCUUCGGCGCAUACAAUGUUGAGAACUUGGCGCCAACUUCCUCCCACCUUUCUCACGUCGCCGAGCAGAUUGUCGAUUACCUGAAGAGCCCGGAUGUGGUCUUCAUCCAGGAAGUGCAGGACGAUAACGGCGUUACGAACGAUGCAGUCGUAUCCGCAAAUCUUACCUUGAGUACUCUCACCAAGGCUAUUAGCGCCGCCGGAGGUCCGAAUUACACCUUCAUCGAUAUUGCGCCGGUUGACGACCAAGACGGGGGUGCGCCUGGUGGUAACAUCCGAGUCGCUUAUCUGUACAAGCCUUCGCUUGUUCGCCUCUACAAGCCCAACCCAGGUGGUUCUCUCGACAAGACCGAGGUCGUCAAAGGUCCUGCUCUUAGCUUCAACCCAGGUCGUAUUGAGCCGGCGAGCGAAGCAUGGACAGCGAGUCGUAAGCCUCUUGUUGCGCAGUGGGAAGUCAUUGGUAAGAAGGGCAAGAGCUCCGGUAAUUUCUUUACCAUCAAUGUUCACUUCGGAUCGAAGGGAGGAAGCAGCAGCAUCAUGGGCGAUGCACGCCCUCCUGUGAACGGAGGCGUCGAUGACAGGUUGGAACAGGCUACGCUGACCGCAAACUUCGUCAAGGAAAUCCUUAGCAAGGACAAGAACGCCCGCAUCAUUACAGCUGGCGACUUCAACGAAUUUACCUUCGUUGAGCCACUGAAGCAGUACGUCCAGAUCUCUGGACUGAAGGACAUGGAUGCCGUAGCUGGCAUUGACAAGUUGGAGCGCUACACGUACCUCUUCGACAUGAACGCUCAGCAGCUCGACCACAUGUUCGUCUCACCCAGCCUGAUCAGCAAGGCCAAGUACGAGCAUGUCCACCUCACCACGUGGGUUUCGUACGACGAGCAAGUCUCCGACCACGACCCAAGUGUCGCCAGAAUGGAUGUUUGUGUAUAGGUGGUGUAGGGCUAGAAGGCGCACUGGAAAUACAGCAUACGCCACUGUUCAACAGCAGCAUAUAAUAAUAACAACACGCAUUGACGAAAGAAACAUCCAAAUCCACGAAUAUUGAUGGACGCCUUUCCACAUGCUAAAAGCAAAGCACGUCCGCAUGUGCAUGCCCCUGCAUCGAACACGUCCUCAACGGCAUCCUUCGUGUUCUCCCACAGCAACCACACAACCUCGCAAGAUUGCGGCACAGUCAGACCCUUUUAACCCAGAGACAAUGCACACGGAUGGACCUUUGUGUCGGGUUUAGUCAUCUCGGAACAAGACAGAAGCU
Molecule: messenger RNA, 2265 nt
Organism: Macroventuria anomochaeta
Lineage: Eukaryota; Fungi; Ascomycota; Dothideomycetes; Pleosporales; Didymellaceae
Product: DNase I-like protein
Exons: 3
Coding region: 93-1940 (615 amino acids)
Molecular function (GO): catalytic activity
Source: RefSeq, a predicted model, not a curated record